Molecule: messenger RNA, 1065 nt
Organism: Hemisphaericaspora subhashii
Lineage: Eukaryota; Fungi; Ascomycota; Pichiomycetes; Serinales; Debaryomycetaceae
Product: H(+)-transporting V0 sector ATPase subunit d
Exons: 1
Coding region: 1-1065 (354 amino acids)
Biological process (GO): vacuolar acidification; vacuolar transport; proton transmembrane transport
Cellular component (GO): fungal-type vacuole membrane; proton-transporting V-type ATPase, V0 domain; vacuolar proton-transporting V-type ATPase complex
Molecular function (GO): proton-transporting ATPase activity, rotational mechanism
Source: RefSeq, a predicted model, not a curated record
AUGGAAGGGCUUUACUUCAAUGUUAACUAUGGAUAUAUUGAAGGAGUAGUUAGAGGCUACAAGAGUGGAUUAUUAACCUCCAAUCAAUAUGUUAAUUUAACUCAAUGUGAUAAUUUAGAAGAUUUAAAAUUACAAUUAUCAUCAACCGAUUAUGGAAAUUUCAUGGCAAAUGUUGGUUCUGGAUUAAGUACUGGUAUAAUUCAAGAUAAUUUAUCUAAGAAAUUAUAUCAACAAUUUCAAUAUAUUAAAUUACAAUCACUGGGGAAAUUAACUAAAUUUCUAGAUUUUAUAAGUUAUGGAUAUAUGAUUGAUAAUGUAAUUUUAAUGAUUACUGGUACAUUACAUGAAAGAGAUAAAUCGGAGAUCUUAAGUAAAUGUAACCCAUUGGGAUGGUUUGAUACAUUACCUACAUUAUCAAUUGCUACUGAUAUUGAAAGUUUAUAUUCAACAGUAUUAAUUGAUACUCCUUUAGCCCCAUUUUUUAAGAAUUGUAUUAAUGCUGAUGAUUUAGAUGAUUUAAAUAUUGAAAUUAUUAGAAAUAAAUUAUAUGCUAAUUAUUUGGAUUCAUUUGUUGAAUUUAUUCAAUUAGAAUUUGAUAAUCCUGAUAAAGAAAUUAUGGAAAGAUUAUUAACUUUAGAAGCUGACAAGAGAGUUAUUAAUAUUUCAUUGAAUUCAUUAAAUAAUCCUGAUUUAUCAAGUGAAGAUAAAUUAGAUUUAUUCCCAAAUUAUGGGAAAUUAUAUCCAACUUAUCAUUAUCAAUUAAGUCAAGUUGAUGAUAUUGAACAAUUGAAAUCAAUUGUUGAAAAUAUUGGUGAAUAUAAAGAUAUCUUUAAUGAAAGUGGAGAUGCUACCACUAGUGGUAGUAAUAUUAGAGGAUUAGGUGAUUGGUUUUAUCUUUUAGAAAUGCAAUUAUGUAGGAAUGCUUUUACUCAACAAUUUACUUUAAGUACAAUUUAUGCUUGGUUAAAAUCAAAAGAACAAGAAAUUAGAAAUAUUACUUGGAUUGCUGAAUGUAUUGCUCAAAAUCAAAAGAAUAGAAUUGAUAGUUAUAUUAGUGUAUACUAG